AUGAAAUUCUUUUACAUUUGCUUAACAGCUUGCUUAAAACUUGUUCAAAGAUGUGAUUCUGCAGACAUCAUUGACUUUAUACUCCAAGAUAUUGAGAGCAAGAUGGAAGUCAUAAACAGCCACAAGGAAUUGUUGCCUUUAUAUCUUCUGUUGGGAAGACUGGUUCAAAAGUUCUCUGAGCUGUCAGACAAGUUCUUACAACAUUAUGAACAGUUAAUUACAAAGUUGUGUACAGGACUAUGUUGUCCAGAAGAAGAUGUUCAGUCUGCUAUUCUGUUCAUAAUGGUUUACAUCUUUGAAGGUCGUUGGGAAGACUUUUUAUCACCUAGGCAACUAACACAACUGUGUGAAGAUCUUGUGUGCAUGCUUAACUCUGCCAAAACACAGAUAUUAAUGAUGAAUUCUUUGGGUUUGCUUGCAAAAUUGCUGCUGAGUGAGAGAUGGACAAAUUUUAUAAUGACCUUGACUGUUGAUGGGACAACACUUCUAGCAGUACUGAAGAAGAUGGUAGCUUGUACUAUUGAAGUUGUACAACAACUGGCUAUACAAAUAUUGUCAUGCAUAAUACAAAGAGAUAACCAACAAGCUUACUCCUGCCAUAUUCUUCAGACAGAUCUCCUAGAAUUUCUAUUUGAGAGGCUAAAUACCAGAAAUACCCAGAACAUUGAACAUAUUCUAAAAUGUUUACUGCCACUUAGUCACAUGGAACAAUUCUAUUCUAGAAAUCAUUCAGUAUAUGGUAUAGAAGUUCUGUUGAAGACACUACAUACCUUGAAUACCAUGAACCAUUAUGUUCUCACAAAGAAGAUUAUAGAAAUCAUUGGCACCAUAUUUGACAGACAGCCAUCUAAGUCACCAUUGUUUGUAAAUAGUACCACUCUGAAGUUAUGUCUAGAUAUCAUUAUAAGUAUAGUUGAACAUAGUCACCCUGGUGUUUUUGCUGCAGCCUUGAAAAUGACAAAAGCCUUCUUGAGAAAAGAACAUAUGUUGAGACCUGUUCCAGUCUCAGAUUUGAAGACAAUUCUUCAGAAGAUGACAGGAAAGGUUCAGAUUUUUGUAUGUGAAACAGAACUAUUUGAGAAACAGAAAUCUAAAACCAGAGUCAGUGAUGUGAGCAGUUUGUAUUGUGAAGCAAUGUUAGCAGCAAGCAGAUUAGUUAUGGAUUGUAAGAGAGAUCCAUCAACAUGUAUGUCUGCCUUCCUGGCUCCUGAUGCUGUAGACAAUAAUGGAUCUACCAUAGAAAGUCUAGGAGAACUAGUAGUCACAAUACUGUCACAAAAUACUAUCUCUUUAGCUGUGAGUCUCCUUGACAAUAAAGACAGCCCAGACCAUUGUUGUUUACUUUUCCAGUUACUAAGCAGUUUACAACAAUUAGAUCAAAUAGAGCACAAAAACAUUGUAUCACAGUUAACUUGUGGAGGAUUGCUGUCUAAAGCUGUUAAUAUAAGAUGUUCUCUCAGGGAUUCACAUACAAACCUACAGCAUGUAGACCCCUGUCUAGUAACAUGGUGUCUGCUGUUGUACCAAGAGGAAAAUAAAGAUGAUCCCUGUCCUGGAGAAUUAGAAAUUAGCAUAGAUAACAUAUUUGUGAGACUUGAUGAAGUGGCCAACUACCUAACUCAUUCCUGUAUGAGUAAAGAUACUGUAUUCCUCUACAGUUUUCUACUCUAUCACUGCUACAAAAAUGAUGACUUAGUCCUACCCUGUGAUGAAUUGAUGUUUGUCCUUGACACAUUUUCUAAGGACUAUGACAAUGCAGCAGAGUUAUCUCCCUUCGUAAAGAAACAGUUUGUAUUUCUGUGGGCUAUGUUAACCUGUAUGACAGAAAAUGUUGUUGGUCUUCCUACUAAAGGAUUACAGACUGUUGUUAAGUUGAUAGACAGCUGUCCAUCAUCAGUUUGGUAUACACAUCACCCUGCUGUAUUGAACUGGUCAUUUAAAGAUUCUAGGAUAACAAAGAUCUGUGGUCAGAAUGUGCUAUCACACUGGUUAGAUGUUAUUUCCUUAAAAGAAGGUAACCAGCACGAUGUAGAUACUGAUAUAACUAUACUGUAUCACAUGUUUACAGAUGAGGUCUUCAUAUCUAUCCUUCUGGCUUGUAUAUCAAGAAUGAAUGGAAGAACUGCUAAGUUAGUGAUAGAAUUGUUUGAAAAUUAUGUUUUACAGAUGACAGACUCUGAUGAGAAGGGAGUUUUCCUAUUAACUCUAUCUGCAAUAACUGAGGACAAAAUUGUAGAGAUUUUCUUAAAUCCAGAGCAGAAACCAGAAGAUAUGAAUAUAGAAGUUUACAUACAGAUUCUGAUGAUGUGUAACAGUAGGAACACAGAGGAUAUUUCUAGUAGUUUUCUCAAGAUAUUGUAUCAUAUAACAUCCUGGCUGGAUGAUGACAAAGAAGAACCUACCAUUUUAUCUUGUCUACAGUUGUUGAGUGGUGCUAUGUCUUAUCAUCCUGUUAGAGUUGUCAACUUGAUGGUAAACAGUUAUAAGUUUAUUACAUUGGUUAACAGCUUACUAACUUGUGCUGUUGUUCAACUUCAGAAUGCAAGCUGGAACAUUUUAUCACUUAUUAUAUUGAAUACAAAAGGACUAAAUGAAAAGGUUGUAAUGACUGUAGAACUGACCAUUAAUCCUGUAGGAGAAUACGUCCAGAACAUAAAUACUGUCACACCUUAUUUACAGGUGUUGUCAGCACUGUUUCAGGUAGAUUUCACCUGUCCAAUAGUGUCCCUGAAAAAUACAGGCAGAUAUCCACCACAUAUGGCAUGUCCUUUCACCACCAAGGACUUUAAAGUACUCUUCAUUUACCUACAACAGCUUGUCCUUCAGGAUGUAAAUGAUGUGAAAUCUACUGCUGUACAGUGUAUAGAGGAUAUGUUUAGAUACCUUAAAAAGCAUUCAUCUAAAUUAGUUACAGAUCUGUUAAAAUGUUCGUGGAACAGCCUACUAUUGGAGGUUCUGAUCACUAUUACAGCCAGUGACCUUAGCUCUCUACAAACCACAUUACAGCUGAUUGAUGUGGUGUUGGAGUUGGAUCAAAAUGAAACAAUUUUUAAGAAGAACUCAAAUCUCCAUCAACAUUUAGUAGAUUUCAUCAAAUGUAUUGACAUAGAAGAUAUAACAAAUAAUGCCACACUCAGCAGAAUCAGAAACAAAAUAUUGUAAAUAAACAAGUUACAUGUUCACCAA
This is a messenger RNA of Mytilus trossulus (common blue mussel), 3186 nucleotides long. Its product is annotated as meiosis inhibitor protein 1-like. The coding region runs from base 1 to 3162 and encodes 1053 amino acids. The transcript has 26 exons. NCBI's taxonomy places the organism in Eukaryota, Metazoa, Mollusca, Bivalvia, Mytilida, Mytilidae. The record is from RefSeq and is a predicted model, not a curated record. Gene Ontology annotation, biological process: meiosis I.